AUGGAGGCUAAGGUGGGUGACAAGGCAACGGGAAUCGUUUACGAUGAGUACAUGAUCAAGCACGCGCCGGACCCAUCAGAUUGGCACCCGGAGAAGCCCAAGCGGCUAUGGGCCUCGUGGGACCGGCUCCGGGACAAGGGCAUCGUCGACCGUUGCCAGCGGGUCGUCGCCAGGGAGGCCGGCGAGGAGGAGCUCAUGUGCGUCCACACCAAGGAGCACGUGGAUCGAGUCCACGAGAAGGCGGAGGACGCCAAGGGAGGCGGCAUGGCCUACUUCGACGCCGACACCUACGCCAACGAGUACUCCGAGCGCGCUGCCCGCCUCGCCGCCGGUGGUCUGGUGGAGCUCACCACCAAGGUGGCUACGGGCGAGCUGGACAAUGGAUUUGCUCUCAUCAGGCCGCCGGGCCACCACGCCGAGCCCGGGCAAUCCCAAGGAUUCUGUCUGUUCAACAACGUUGCGGUCGCAGUGCAGACGAUCCUCGACACGCAACCACACAUCAAGAAGAUCAUGAUCGUGGACUGGGACGUCCACCACGGAAACGGCACGGAAAAGACCUUCUACGAAACAGACAAGGUGCUCUUCCUCUCGCUCCACCGAUUCGAGCCCGAUUUCUACCCCAACAGCGGGCCUCUGGAGUCCGUUGGCGCGGGCGAGGGCAAGGGCUACAACAUCAACGUGCCGUGGAACUUCUUUGGCGCCGGCAACGCCGAGUACCUCUACGCCUUCGAGCAGCUCGUGGUGCCCGUGGCCAAGGCGUAUCAGCCCGACCUAGUGCUGGUGUCGUGCGGCUUCGACGCCGCGUGGGGCGACCCCCUGGGCGGUAUGACCAUCACGGCUAGCGGCUAUCAGCAGAUGACGCGAAUGCUCCUCGCGGCCACCAACGGAAAGGUGGUGCUCGCUCUCGAGGGCGGGUACAACGUGCGAAUCAUCGCUACGUGCGCAGAGGCGUGCAUUCGGGCGCUGUUGGGCGAGCAGGAGUUUAACGUGGAAGAGGAACAAAGGGAUCUGGACAAGAGGAAGCUGCAAUACGAUGCCGCAGCGGCGCAGGAGCUGAUGAACAAGGCCAAGAAGGUGGUGAACGCCGUCAAGGAGGUCCACGCCGACCACUGGCCCGUCCUGCGCAGCACGGCGGCCGCCCAAGUCGCCGACGACGACGAGCCGACGGUCGAGGCCGCCCUGGCCAAGCUGAGCCUCGCCACUCGCGAGACACCGGAAGCCGAAGUAAACUAA
This is a messenger RNA of Acanthamoeba castellanii str. Neff, 1233 nucleotides long. RefSeq lists its product as uncharacterized. Gene Ontology annotation, cellular component: histone deacetylase complex. Gene Ontology annotation, biological process: chromatin organization. The transcript is spliced from 9 exons. The record is from RefSeq and is a predicted model, not a curated record. The coding region runs from base 1 to 1233 and encodes 410 amino acids. Gene Ontology annotation, molecular function: histone deacetylase activity. Lineage: Eukaryota; Discosea; Longamoebia; Acanthamoebidae.